Periconia digitata is the source of this 2031-nucleotide messenger RNA. The record is from the annotation of a GenBank genome assembly. Lineage: Eukaryota; Fungi; Ascomycota; Dothideomycetes; Pleosporales; Periconiaceae.
AGCAGGAACUUUGGGAGCGCUGCAGCCUCUACGGGUUGCAACUGCACUGCCAAGAUGAAUCAGGUGCUCCAGUCUCCUCUGCCGUUGGCGUCCGACGAUUCUUUUCUCCAGGACCAGGAAUGCUCCGACAGCAUUGGUUCGCAUGCACAUCAUCCUCACCAACAUACCCACAGCUCCUUUGCAGCUGUUCCCGACCUGAAGCGCGAACUCUCGCUCGGCCAGUCACCGUCGGCCUCGCACCUGUCGUCGUCGUCGAUAGCCAGCCGUUUUCCUCCCUACCGUUCCGACCCCUCCUAUCCGCAAUCUACCCUUUUGCACACGGGCUCAAGUCCCCUCUCCACCCCCCCCAGCUCCAACACCUCGUCUCUGUUGGGCUUCAACACCCCGGCCCCCUCCCCAUUCGCCUACAGCAAUUCCUUGCCGUCGUCGUCAAACAACACCUGCUCACCUUUUGGUUACGGCAGCACCAUGUCGUCGAGUCGUCCACCCUCUAUGAUGACUGAAUCCUCGUCGGCUAUGCUGCCUCCGACGCGCACGUCUGGCCUGGGACAUCCCGUGUCACCCCCCCUGGCCUCCUCCGCCAGGGAUACUUAUGCCUCGUCAACACCAUCUCUGAGUCGGCAUACCUAUCCUCUUUCUUCCCCUCACACCGGCGGUGACCUGUCCCGCUACAGCCAGGACACGCCUAGGACUUCCCUAAACACCCCCAUCGCCAUUCCUCACGCUUAUGCUCCCUCUGUUAUGGCGUACAACCCAGCCGAAGGCCUCCAGGAUUCCCCGCCUUUUCACCAGCAAGAAACCUAUUGCGACAUCACCAGUGAAGGUGUGCUCAUCGUCCCAAAUCUCGAAGUCAAAAUCGAAAAAGGCUUCUUCUAUUCCCCCGACCGCGUUUGGACAUGCUACCGGAGAAACUACUUUGCUGUCAACGUGCAUCACGGCCUUGCACCAAGCCCGUCACCGAAUUCUAGGCUCUAUUUGACCAAGACCGGCAGCAACAAACAGGCCCAGCAGAUACAAUCUUUCGCCGUAUCGCUUGCAGCCGCCGUCGAUGGAUCGACCGGCAAGGGGGUUGACCUGAUCCAGCACACCGCGAAGCGAGACAAAGGUCCGCAGCUUACCAUGAAGAAGGAGCUUUGUGCUCCUACCCCACCGGCAAAGUCGAACGAGCACAGCAACUAUGCCCUUCAAAACAAUUACAAUCAGGGUAACCAUUUCGUGGGUCCUCAGUUGCCUCUACAAAACGUGAGUGACCAGGACUCUUCGCAGCAGUAUUCGCCCGCUACCCACACCGGCAAGGACAAGUACCAGCACGUUUUUGAGCGCAUUCAGUUCAAGUACGCUACCGCAAACAAUGGCAAGCGCCGGGCUCAACAGCAAUACUACCAUCUCAUCGUGGACCUGUGGGCCAAUAUACAGAACCCGAUAGAUCCCGAGCCAAACUGGGUUCGAGUCGCUUCCCGCUCUUCCCAUCCUGUCGUCGUUCGUGGGCGUUCUCCCAGUCAUUACAAAGACGAAACCCCACACAAUUCAAAUAAUUCCAGGGGAACUGGCAGCGGCGGCAUGGGUGGCCCAGGUCAUCACGGCCUUGGCUCCAACUCUGGUACCACGUUCAGCACAUAUACCAGUGGUUUAACUCGCAGCGGUGCUUCAGGAAUGGGCAGUGGUAUUUACAGAGGUGCGACAUACUCGUUGAAUCCGAGCCCUGCCGGUAGCCACUCGGUCAGUUCCGCCAGCUCACUCAGUGGAGGUCCGGUCGAAAACCUUGUUGGUGAUCAUCAUAUGAUGGACGGAGAAGACGUCAAGCUGGGGGAUAGCCAUCAUGACUAUCAGUACUACCCGGCUCCCAUCUAUGAAGCCAAGUUGGAAUCCGCCUCAUUACCCCACCCCGAUCGUCGAAUCAAGGAGGAGUAUCCGGGCAACACUCAUAUGAGCACUGGAUGGCCUCUGGGAGGAGGAUGCGGUCGCUUUCAGGGCAUGGAAACCAGCCGUGGCUAUUAUCCCGAUAUCCAUACUCAUGCGACAGGCUAUUGA